ACUGGGCACAUUAAUGAAUAUUUUACUGUAAAUAUGCCAGAUUUAGUCAGACGGCUAAUUUCCAUCGGUAGUCGUACAUUACAGAGGUCAGUAUAAGAAAAGUACAACAAACUGUAAAAGAAUAACAAUAUAUUAACAUAUAGAUAUAUUAAUUAGAUAAAACUUUUGUACUUAAUACUAUUUUAAUAAUUGAUUUAUAGUUAAAUUGUUUCUUAAGCAAAAACGUGAAAUAUUCAGGGGUUAGGCUAAACUGAAUAUUUUUGGAUUUUAAACAUCCAUAUUUGACCAGUAACUUUACGGAGGCCAUAUUAGGCUGAUUGAUCGAUGAUGAAAUCACCGUCAGAUGCAGCCUUUUGUUAUUAAUAACUUUAUAAACACAGAAAUAAAAAAGAAAGAGCAGUAAGUGUUGAACUGAAUCUGAAGUUUCCCAGCCCGCCGCGGGUCCGUGAAGUGGUUGAAAACUUGGUCAACAAGCCGCCAGUCCGCGCGCAGCUCUCAGCUCUCAGCUCGCGGACUUCUUCUUCAUUUUGUCCCGCGGAUUGUCGGUCCAUCGUUACACAACUCGGUAAAGUCCGUGAGGAGCAGGUUCUCCCGGCGGUUCGGAGGCUGAGGGCGGGAUUAAAGAAGUUCUGGUUCCGUAGUAACGGAGGUAAGCCGCGGCUCGGACGGCGCGCGGCUCCAUGCGGGCGGAUUAUCUCCGAGUCUAACAAAAGAGCCGGUCUGCGCGCGCUCCGCUCGGUCCCCCCUCCCGGUGCUCCCCGUCCAGGACUCCGGUUUGAAUCUGACGGUCGACUUUGGUUUGUUUAGUCCGAGUUCGGGUCCCAGAUUCGGUCUUCGUGACUCGGUUUCCCUCCUUUUCCUGAAAGCGGACCCGGAGCGAUGCCGCUGCUCCACAGGAAAGCCUUCAUCCGGCAGAGACCACCUGCGGACCUGCGGCCGGACGAGGAGGUCUUCCUCUGCAAGAUCACACACGAAGUCUUCAGGUCCUACGAUGAGUUCUUCGAGCGCACCAUCCUGUGUAACAGUCUGGUGUGGAGCUGCGCUCUGACAGGCCGAGCGGGCCUCACCUACCUGGAGGCGGUGGAGAGCGAGCGGCGGGCGAAGCAGAGUCUGCAGAGCUUCGCUCCGUCUCUGCUGGUUCCUCUGCUCCACCUGGCCGCUCAGAGCCGCCGCUGCCGGCUGACGGAGCUCUGCGAGGACGUCUACGCCUUCGUCAAAGACCGCUUCUUCCCCGGAGAGACCGUCGACGUCACGGGACGCAACGGAGCCAGACAUGUGUGUGAGAUCCUGCAGGUUCACUCUCCUCACUCCAGCGCUAACGGAGCGCCGGCCGCUAACGGCCACGCCAAAGCAGCGGACGGUGACACCAUCGUCAUCAGUGACAGCGACGACGAGAGCAAAGCCUUCCAGAGUCCCACGGCGCAGGUCAACGGGAAGAAGAAGAAGAAGAAGCCUCUGAGUCCGUCAGUGUUUAAAUACACAGUGAGGAUGAUGAAGGACGAACACAGCGAGGCGUUCACUGUCAGAGCCAAUCAGAUCAGUCGCAGGAAGGCCAGCGUGUCCAGAGAGAGACUGAAGCUGCUCUUCAAGCAGCACUGUGAGCCUCACAACGGGACCAUCGCACUCAAGCCCUCCACAGUGAUGAAGUACCGGCUGUCUGAACAAACCUUCUCGCAGUUCUUCCCUGACGAGCCGCCGCUGUUCCCCUUCAGCCCCUCCUCUAAAGGCGCGGGGCGGGGCUCCCCUGGCCAGGCGGGCUCGUCGCUGCUGAAGGCGGCGGAGAAGCUGAAGCUGCUGCAGCAGAGGGAGGAGAUGGCAGCUGCAGCUCAGGACAAAGCCCGGCUGAAGAAGGAGAAGGAGGAGGUGCAGGAGGCCAAGAGGAGGGAGAGGGAGGACCGAGAGAGGCUGAAGGAGGAGCAGAGGAGGAGGUUUGAGGAGGAGAAGCAGAGGAGGAAGGAGGAGAAGGAGCAGAGGAAGCUGGAGAAGGAGAGGGAGCGAGAGAAGCUGAAGGAGGAGAAGAAGAAAUACGCUGAGCGACUGAAACUGUGGAACAAACCCAGAGAGGACAUGGAGUGUGAAGACCUGAAGGACCUGCCCAGUGCGGUUCCAGUGAGGACUCGACUUCCACCCGAGCUCUUUGGAGAAACUCUGAUGGUUCUGGAGUUCCUGCGGGCCUUCGGCGAGGUCUUUGACCUGAAGGACGAGUUCCCCGACGGAGUCUCUCUGGAGGUUCUAGAGGAGGCUCUGGUGGGUUCUGACCCUGAAGGUCCCCUGUGUGAGCUGCUGUUCUUCUUCCUGUCGGCCAUCUUUCAGGCUCUGGAUGAGGAGCAGGAGGAGGUGGCUAAAGACCAGGCUGAAGACCUGUCGGAGGCUCUGGACGACGACUCUGACGCCACCCAGUCGGCGCUGAACGCCGUCGCGUCAUUGGCUGCGGCCUGGCCUCAGCUGCAUCAGGGUUGCAGUCUGAAACAGCUGGACCUGGACAGCUGCACGCUGUCAGAGAUCCUGCGGCUGCACAUCCUGGCGUCCGGCGCCGACUGUUACCACGGCAACGCCAAGUUCCGUUACCAGAAGCAGGGCGGGUUCUUGAUGAUGGACGACCCCUGUGUCGAGCUGCGAUUGGCCGAGCCGGCGCUGCUGAAGAAGCUGACGAGCACGGCGGUGUACGAUCUGACGCCAGGGGAGAAGCUGAGGAUCCUGCAGGCUCUGGUGGGGAAGCUGCUGACGUUGGCGUCCAGCAGAGACCUGAUCGAAGACUGUGUGGAGGAGCAAAGAGCCGCCAGGCAGGAACUGAGAGAGAUCAGAUCGGAACAACACCGCCGCGAGAGGGAGGAGGCCGCACACAGGGUUCGUCUUCGUAAAGAGGAGAAGCUGAGGGAGCAGGAGCAGAGGCUGAAGGAGAAGGAGGAGAGACUGAAGGAACAAGAGGAGAGACUGAAGGAGCAGGAGGUGAAGGGAGGACUCCAGACUAACAGCGAGACUGCAGCACGAAACACUGAGGAAGACGAGGAGCAGAAGUCUUCCUCCAGCAGCAGGAAGAAGAAAGCUGAACCGACCUCCGACCCCAAAGCCCCGUCCUGCCCCCCCACCAGCCUGACUGCAGAGCAGCUGGAGAACGAGCAGGAGAAGGUUCGAGAGCUACAGGAGCGGAUCCAGAAGGCGGCGGCCUGCACUUGCCUGCUGCCUCUGGGCAGAGACCGUCUGUACCGCCGUUACUGGCUCCUCCCCUCAGCCUCCACGCUGUUUGUAGAGGACGACUUCUUCGGCAUGACGGAGGAUAUGCUGCAUCCACGGCCAAAACCCGCACAGGACGCCACAACCAAGAUGGAGGACGACGAGGUCGUCAAGGAGGAGCCCGCCGAGGGAAGUGCUGCCUCAAGCCCCGCCCCCAUCUACACCUGCGGGCCGCCAGUCAAACGGCCCAACCAGUGGUCCUUCUACAGCUCAGUGGAGGAAGUGGAUCAGCUGAUCGAGGCUCUGAACCCACGUGGUCACAGAGAGAGCAGCCUGAAGGAGGUGCUGCUGCAGGAGAGGGAGAGACUGCAACACCUGCUGCAGAACUGUGACCGCAACAAAUACAGCCGCUCAGAUGAUCCGGAGUCAUCACGAUCUGUCCCAGAGUGCACUGCUGCAGCUGAGACUCUGAUGGAGGUGAGACUGAGAGACCUGCUGCUGGACAUCGAGGACAGAAUCCACCAAGGAACUCUGGGAACUCUGAAGGUGAUGGACAGACAGGUGUGGCGCUCUGCGCUGGAAGCAGGAAGCUACGAGCUGCUGUGUUCAGACGGCAAAGAGAGCGGAGGGAUGAACGGACGAGUGGAAGCCAUGGAGGUGGACUCACCUGCCCCCCUCAGAGCCAGGGACAGGCUGCAGGAGCUGAAGGGCGACGGCGUGGCCUCGGGCAGCGGGACUCCUCAGGUGGUCAGCAGCUCAGUACGGAUCCUGGCUCAGGCCCUCGUUCACAUCGAGCAAGGCAUCGAGAGGCGCUUCCUCAAAGCUCCGCUGGGUGAGGAAGACUCCAAGAAAGACCAGAAGACCAAGAAGACCAAGAAGAAAGACGAGGACCAGGCCAGUGACGAUGGCAGUGACAGCGGCCGGGUCAGUAAGACGGUGUUGGAGCGAUGGAGGGAGUCUCUGCAGUCCUGCUCAAGUCUGUCUCAGGUGUUUGUCCACCUGUCCAGUCUGGAGCGAAGCGUUCUUUGGUCCCGCUCAGUCCUCAAUGCUCGCUGUCGCAUCUGCAGACGCAAAGGAGACGCCGACAACAUGCUGCUGUGUGACGGGUGUGACCGAGGACACCACACCCACUGUCUGAGGCCCCGCCUCAAGUCGGUUCCAGAGGGCGACUGGUUCUGUCCAGACUGUCGACCCAAACAGAGAUCCAGCCGCCUGCCGUCCCGUCAGCGCUCUUCUAUUGAUGAGGAGGAGGAGGAGGAGGAGGAGGAAGAGCAGGAGGACGAGGAUGAACAGGAAGAGGAGGAGGAGGAGGAAGAGGAGGAGGAGUCAGAGGAAGAAGAGGAGUCGGAGGAGGAGGAGGAGGAAGUAGCAGUGAACACCAAGAAGAUCCCGCCCCCUAAAGGAAAGAGCCAGCAGGCCACGCCCAAAGGUCAGCAGGCCACGUCCAAGAACAGCGCCGGCUCUGCAGGGAAAACGUCCACAGCCUCCAAGUCCUCAGGGAAAAAGGCCACGCCCCCCCCAGUGAAGGCCAACAUGGUGUCUGGAGGUAAAGCUCCGGCCCGCUCGGGGAGUCGAGUCAGCGCCCGUCUGAGCCACGAAAUCCUGCCACAAAACGGCAACACAAAGACCUCACCUGGUCAGAGUGAACCCCACAAGAGACCGCCAACAGAUGGGCCGUCCCCACCUAAACCCUCCAGACCCGUCCUCCCUCCUUCAUCCUCGUCCUCCUCGUCUUCAUCCAGCCGGCGCUCCUCCGGCAGGAACCACGGCGUCCAUGAGCUUUCGGCCUGCGAGCAGCUGACUGUGGAGCUCGUCAGACAUGAAGACAGCUGGCCCUUCAUGAAGCUGGUGUCCAGGACUCAGGUCCCUGACUACUAUGACAUCAUCAAGAAGCCGAUCGCCCUCAGCACGAUCAGAGAGAAAGUCAACAACUGUGAAUACCAGACGGCAGGUGAGUUCGUCUCAGACGUGGACCUGAUGUUCUCUAACUGUCUUCAGUACAAUCCUCGUCACACUAACGAGGCGAAGGCCGGACUCCGCCUGCAGCAGUUCUUCCACUCGGAGCUCAGCAGACUGGGCCUAUCAGAGCGCAGCUCCGCACCGCCCGCUAAACGCUCCCGACACUGAAACCGAACGCACUCCUCUGACCUCACGGCCGUCCACUCAGCUGAUUGGUCCAGGGACGAGACGUGGCCCGAUGCCCUCUGGACUGGCACGGUGUGACUCCUUCAUGACCUCUGACCCCCGUGAACCCACAACGCCCUGCAGGGGUCAGAGGUCAUGGACAUUAUAAUACCCCCACAGGUUACACAGGUACACCUGGCUCAGGUGGGCUUCAAUCAGACCAGCUCAGACAGUCUCACCUGGUCACCUGACCAAGAGCUUCUCUCUAAAACAAGCCAAACUUCUGGAAGAUAGUUUCAGCUCCUUGUGAACCCGUAGAAACGUUGUGGAGUAGAUAUUCCUGCUGCCGUUUGGGGCAUUGACCAGUCUGCGUGGACGGACGCUGGACGUGUAGCGGACUUCCUGUGGUGCUGUAGGACGUAGAGACGAGUCCACGGUUCUCUAAACCACUAAAGAGCGUUCGGCUCUCAGAUCAGGUUCUGGUGUUUUGCUCAGGGACAAAUUGUUUGAUUUGAAUAAGAAAUAUUUUCUAACAGAGCAGCUGUUUUUUACUGAAGCAGAGCAUCGUCGUGGCAACAAGGUCAAAGCCUAUGGGAGCCUGCGGCGGCCAAAUUAAAAUGGAAUCCUUUAACGUAUGUGUGACAAACAUUUAAAAAGAUCUGUGGUAAAUAUUCUAAACCCGAGGCUCCAUCAGGACAAAAGCGUUUAGACAAAAAAGUUGUAAACAAAGAUCAGAUGCAAACAUUCUGACGUACAUCGAGAGCACACACACAGAGAAGUUCAUUUUAAUAUUGGCAGCCCGAGUCUUUCAUAGACUAAUUUAUAAAACUGUUAACGAGGUCAAACAUCAGCACAGGCCCCGCCCUCUAAAGACACUGGCCCCGCCCCCUGGCCUCGCGUUUCCUCCAAAGAAAACAAGAACCUGAGUCCUGCUGUCAGAGUUUAUCUGAAAUAUUCAAACAGGAAAUCAAUAUUUAAUCAAACUAAUGACGUUAACUGAAAUGAGAACCGGGACCUCAGGAAGCUGAUUUAUGAUUUUUAUAGAUUAUUAAAAAGAUGGAGCUUGAGGUGCUUUGUUGAGGAUCUCAGGACCUGGUUUGUGUGGAGGAAACUCGUGGUGUGGCGUUUUAACCUGCUUUGAUAGAAUCGGCCUUUAAAGGAACAGUUUCAGUCAUCAGUCUCAUGCCUGUGUGUUUAGCUUAGCUUAGCAUAAAGACUGGAAGCAGGUGGAAACAGCCAGCCUACUGCCCCCUGACUGACAUCGCGUGAGGCUGGUAGACGCGCUGUUCCUUUAAGAACCGGAGCCGCCGUGGCCUCUGUGGAUUUGUAGUUUUUGUAUUUUGACUACUGCGAAGUUUUUCCUGCUUUAGGCAGUUUUGUUCUGUGACGUUAGCGUGUCCGCAGUCAGCUGCAUAUUUAUUUAGCCGUGCGUUGUCUUUAUUUAUGACGGAUAGAUGCCUCCUGCCUCCCGGUGCUCUCUCACUUGUUGUUGUUGUUCUUCUUCUUCUGAUGUACAAAUAAAAAUAAAUAAACACUUUUAUAACCA
Micropterus salmoides (largemouth bass) is the source of this 6844-nucleotide messenger RNA. It is a transcript of the gene baz1a, whose product is annotated as bromodomain adjacent to zinc finger domain, 1A. Gene Ontology annotation, molecular function: protein binding. The record is from RefSeq and is a predicted model, not a curated record. Bases 880 to 5301 code for a protein of 1473 amino acids. Lineage: Eukaryota; Metazoa; Chordata; Actinopteri; Centrarchiformes; Centrarchidae. Gene Ontology annotation, biological process: chromatin remodeling. The transcript has 29 exons.